CUCUCGUGGAGUCAGCUAGCGCGAGGUUGGGGGAGUGCUUAGCCGAGCGUCGUGCCCUGCGCUGCCCAGACUGGCGAACAAUACAGAGUUCACCAUGGCUAAAGGUGACCCCAAGAAACCGAAGGGCAAGAUGUCUGCUUACGCCUUCUUUGUGCAGACUUGCCGGGAAGAGCAUAAGAAGAAGAAUCCAGAGGUUCCUGUUAACUUUGCAGAGUUUUCUAAAAAGUGUUCUGAGAGGUGGAAGACUAUGUCGGGGAAAGAGAAAUUCAAGUUUGAUGAGAUGGCAAAAGCUGAUAAGGUACGAUAUGAUAGAGAAAUGAAAGACUAUGGACCAGCAAAAGGUGGCAAAAAGAAGAAGGAUCCUAAUGCACGUAAACGGCCACCGUCUGGCUUCUUCCUGUUCUGUUCAGAAUUUCGUCCCAAGAUCAAGUCUACAAACCCUGGCAUAUCCAUUGGGGAUGUGGCAAAGAAGCUUGGUGAAAUGUGGAACAAUCUGAGUGACAAUGAGAAGCAACCUUAUAAUAAUAAGGCAGCCAAACUGAAGGAGAAAUACGAGAAGGAUGUCGCAGAUUAUAAGUCGAAAGGGAAGUUCGAUGGGGCAAAGGGGGCGGCUAAAGCUGCCCGGAAAAAGGUAGAGGAGGAAGACGAGGAGGACGAGGAAGACGAGGAGGAGGAGGAGGAUGAAGAAGAUGACGAAUGAAACUGUACCAUAUUCUGUCUCCAUGUGAAUACCAUAGAGUAGGGGAAACACCUUUAAAUGAAACACCUCUCCUUUGUGAUGGUGUCGAUUGCCCUCAUUAGGCUUAAUUGGCUUCUGAUCACAUAACUUCUCAAAAGUGCUUCUAGAUAGACAUUGUAACUGGUUUACAUGAAGUGGCCAUGGGUAUCUCGGAGCACCCAGAAACUGUAUCAAAGUUGUACAUAAUUCCAAACAUUUUUAAAAACGAAGAGGCGUUCUCGUGUUCUCCUCACUCUGUGCACUUUUGUCGUUGGUAUAAAACAAAAGCAUUUACAAAUGUUUUCAGGCAUUAUUUUAAUUUGUAAGGUGGUGUUUAACUAUAUGGUUAUUGGCUAGAAAAUUCUGGGUUAUAAACUGUACAUAUCUAUAGUUUGUAAAAACAACAAAAAACCCCACACCCCUAGACAGAUUCUUGGGGUACAGGCUUGAAGGGGGCAUGAGGCUCAUCUGCCUUUCCUAGGGGGCUGCGACCCAAAGCCUACACCAUGAGGGUAGAUUGCAGAUACACUGCAGUGGGUGUCCAUUUAGCUUAAAAGUUGUCUUUCUGUAUAUAUAGUAAAAUAGCACCCAGCUCCCAUUCUUAGGUGUCACAAGAGGGGGGUGGGGGUCAGCUGGCAUGAGAAAAGUGUCUGGAUUUUCGGUUUUCUUUUAGUUGAAGUGCAGUAGUUUUAAAUCGAAAUUGUAGAGCUCUGCCUUGUAUCAGUCAAACAGAAAGCCAGGGCAGUGGUGCAAGGGAAAAAAAAAAACAAAAAAGUCUGUUCUUAAACACAAUUUGGAACCUUUUGGGGUUUUUUUUUGUAUGUUUAGAAUGCUGAAAUGUCUUUUGAAGCAAAAUAAACAGUAUUACACUUU
Messenger RNA from Trichosurus vulpecula (common brushtail), 1591 nucleotides. RefSeq names its product high mobility group protein B3. Bases 95 to 700 code for a protein of 201 amino acids. Gene Ontology annotation, biological process: regulation of transcription by RNA polymerase II. The record is from RefSeq and is a predicted model, not a curated record. Gene Ontology annotation, molecular function: DNA binding, bending. Gene Ontology annotation, cellular component: nucleus. The transcript has a single exon. NCBI's taxonomy places the organism in Eukaryota, Metazoa, Chordata, Mammalia, Diprotodontia, Phalangeridae.